Oncorhynchus masou masou (cherry salmon) is the source of this 3456-nucleotide messenger RNA. RefSeq names its product protein MGARP-like. Gene Ontology annotation, cellular component: mitochondrion. The transcript is spliced from 8 exons. Gene Ontology annotation, biological process: anterograde axonal transport. The coding region runs from base 150 to 1634 and encodes 494 amino acids. NCBI's taxonomy places the organism in Eukaryota, Metazoa, Chordata, Actinopteri, Salmoniformes, Salmonidae. The record is from RefSeq and is a predicted model, not a curated record.
CACACAUCCAGUGCUAAGCACAAGUGAGAUAGGGCUCUGCUUCGUUCAUCACAGGCUCGCACACCCUGUCAUCUCCAGCCAUUCAUUCUGCCCUCCCUCGCUUCGGCGCACGCUGCAUUCCUCUGGUAGCUUUUGGAUAGCGCAUAGCGAUGUUUCUCUACAGAACGGCCUGGCAAAGAUGUGGGCAUUUGGCAAGGAAGUCAGCCUACCAGUUAUCUAGAGGUGUACUGCCACGGCGACAGAUGUCGUCGCUCCCCGGUGGUACUGGUGAAAACCUCAUCUAUGCCCUGCUGUGUGGUGGGGCCUUCGCUGGAGCUGUCGCUUAUACGUACAGCACUGUGACCACAGACCACGCCAGAUUCACCGACCGUGUAGCGGAUAUCAACGCUCGUCCCAAGACCGAGUGGGUUCCCAAACCAUGGCCCCCCAAGAGCAGGGAUGAGGAAGAGGAGGGUGAGGAAGCAGUAGCUGAUGGAGAGGAGGAAGCAGAGGAGGUGGCGGCUGGAGAGGAGCCUGCAGCUGAAGAGGCUGUAGAGGCGGAAAACGUAGCAGAACUUGCUGAAGAGACCGAGGCAGUCUCUGAAGAACCUGCUGUGGAGGCAGCAGUAGAGGAAGUGGCUGUAGUAGAAGCAGAGACUGUGGUGGAGGAGGUCGCAGAGGCUGUCGCCGAGGCUGCUGAAGUCAUCGCCGAGGUUGCUGAAGAGGUCGUUGAGGUGGCCAAGGAAGUAGAGGCGGCAGCAGAGGAAGUGGUCAUAGUGGCUGAGGCCGUGGAGGAUGCUGCAGAGGCCAUUGCCGUGCCCGCCUUCGCCGAGGAAGCAGUUGCUGUGGUAGAGCCAGAGAGCAAUGUGGCACCAGUCACUAUGGCUGCAGCCUCUGCUUUGGCGGUGACAACAGUCGCUGAAGUAGUUUUAGAAGUCAAGGAGGCUGCCCCUGUAGAGGUCCCAGCUGCAGAAGAAGCCGCUCCAGUCGAGGCUGCACCCAUGGAAGAGGCUCCAACUGCAGUCGAAGAAGCUCCAAUUGAGGCUGCCGCAGCAGAGAUUGUGGAGGCAGACGCUGCUCCUGUGGAGGCAGACGCUGCUCCUGUGGAGGCAGACGCUGCUCCUGUGGAGGCAGACGCUGCUCCUGUGGAGGCAGACGCUGCUCCUGUGGAGGCAGACGCUGCUCCUGUGGAGGCAGACGCUGCUCCUGUGGAGGCAGACGCUGCACCUGUGGAGGCAGACGCUGCACCUGUGGAGGCAGACGCUGCACCUGUGGAGGCAGACGCUGCACCUGUGGAGGCAGACGCUGCACCUGUGGAGGCAGACGCUGCACCUGUGGAGGCAGACGCUGCACCUGUGGAGGCAGACGCUGCACCUGUGGAGGCAGACGCUGUACCUGUGGAGGCAGACGCUGCACCUGUGGAGGCAGACGCGGCACCUGUGGAGGCAGACGCGGCACCUGUGGAGGCAGACGCGGCACCUGUGGUGGAAGAGACGCCAGCUGCUAAGGAGUACAUUGUCGUGGUGCUGGACGGAGCGAGCAAGUCAGACAAGAGGCCCAAAGUCCUGGGGAUUGGCCCCAUGACCGGAAGGGUUAUCCCAGACGAAGACGAGGCCCCUGCUGCUGAGGUAACAGGGCAAGAGACAGCUGCUUAGGAUACAGAUGCAGUUGAACCAACUGACAGUAAGCACUUGGAGCCCCUGAAUGAUAUAUCUACUCUGAGGAAGACAAGGAAUGUGCCUUCCCCCACACUUGAACCCUUCCACACACUUUGACCCCUAACCCCUGACAGUCUACCCUUGAUUUUUAUCUGUAGUAUAAAACUUUUCUCCCUGUCUUGCAUCAGGGAAUUGUCUGUGUAUAUGUUCAGAUAAUGCCUGCUUUAUGGAAACAAACAUCUGAUAUAUUAUUCUAAUGUACUCCACCUGUUCCAAGAAGAGGUACAUCUUCCUCUUGUAUCACAUUUGGAGACGUUUGGAAAUGGUCCAUCUAUGUAGGCUUCACAACCGAACCUGUGACACUGCAGAUAGUCAGCCAUAUAGUACAAUGCAUUACUUUUCUCACCUUUUUAGAUGCGCACAGUCACAAAACAACUGUGAGUUUACUACUGGUUCAUCUGCACAACCUUUGAACGGAGACUGUCUUUCUCUCAAUGGGAGUUAUUUUCUUAGCCUUCACAGCUGCAACCAUACUGAAUACUAAGUAUACUCUCACAGCAUAGUAUGUCAUAGUUUACUUCACCCAAGAAACCUCACACUAGACUCACUCCAAUGGUGUUUUCUGAUUCUCACCAUCCAAGGCAAUACUACACAUCCGAUGCUCAGCCAGCAAUUGCCUCAUGGCCGGGUAGGAAUGUGACCAGCAUUCUUCAACUAUCCUCAUGUUUUAACUCUUUGGGCUGAUUCCAAUGUGAACAUCACAAGUAUUUAACUCAAAGGGAAUGCGAUCAGACUGCUUUUGGAAAUCAAAUCAAAUCAACAAAAUCACUCCUUCUGAGUCACUGACUUGUUUUUGGGAGACCAGAUCAAUUAGGCUACCUUACCAGCUCAGUAUUCCUCCAGCUUGUGAUCCACAGACCUUUUAUUAAUGCAGUAUUACAGUUGAACAAACCUUCGCAGUUGCAUGCCAGACAUGUGAUUCAUAUUGGGAAAAGAGCAAGACAACGAAUCAGUCAGGUUUUUACAGUCGGUGAUGUCUCUUCAAGCUAGACUCCAUUGCGUCGUCCAUGAUGUCGCUCUUCAAGAUUUCAUAAGGCAGACAUUUUCAUCUCUCUUUUAACUUCCCCCUCUGUUGUAGAGCCUUUCUCUGCUCAGCACCAUGGCUAUAGAGUACACAGCUGUUAGAUAGUCAAUUUAUUUAAGUGACCCACUAUAGCUUAUUGUGGUGAAAAGCUGAAUCUGAAAUAGGAAAAGCCAUGAUUUGAGUGUAUAGCAUGUUUUCCUAGGCUGGUAUAAACAGUUGAGUGUUGUGCUUGUUAUCAUAUGAAAGCAGUUUUUUUUUUUACUCUGCAGUCAGGCUUGUGUGGUGGCAUACAUUCAGCUUUUCAAAUUAGAUGAUUUACUAGUUAGUUUAGAUUCCUAAAUACAUGUUCGUAACUUUGUCAAAACCAGUUAAAAUAAUCUGCAGGCCCUACAAGGCUUUCACUGUAGACAUACUCUACAUAUUUGUUGUAGGACUCGUUCUCUUCUCACUUUCCUCACAUAUUAUAUUUUUGAUAUGUUAAGCAUAUUUGAAACGGUACCGAGACCGUUGAUAAGAAGUGAAUGUAGGAUCAUUCCUAAUUAACGAUUGGGAUAAUUCAGUGUGUCUGUCCUAAUGUUUACAGGCAGGUUUUGAAUGGGCUAUAUAGUGGCUUGUCCUGUGAGUGGAUGGCUUCACGCUGUGCAUCUGGCCUAGCAUGGGCUACAAACUGUGACUAUUUGAAACAUUGCUGUUUUUCUGAAAUAAAGGAAUAUUUCAGUUUUGUCUACAGCUUUA